AUGAUAGAGAUGAUGGUGAUGGGACAAAAUUCCGACGAAAUCAACAGGUUCCCCGACGGAGCAACGAUUUCAACCGAUAUGAUGUUUGGUUUUCUCGAUGGAAACAACAAAAAUCUAACAAAUUUCGUCAAUUGUAACGAAAAUGACCGGAAAUAUGAUGGUAUUCGUGAGGCUACGUUGUAUGGUACUACUUCAUUAGAAACGAGGAUUCAAGCAUCUACGAAAGAAGCAUUGAGUGAGUUAGACUUGAUAGUAGUUCAAUGCGGUUGCCGGAAACCAGUCGCCGGUGGUUGCCGGAACUGCUUGCAAAGGGAACUCUCUAUUCGUCUCCAGAACAAGGGUUUCAAUUGUCACCUAUGCAAUUCCAAGUGGAAAAGCUCCGUCAAAAUCCCCGCCGGAGAACACACGUACUUAGAGGUGCUCAAGAAAUCAUCGAACGCUAAAAAGGGAUAUAAAAGUAUCGUGAUCGAGUUGAAUUUCAAAGCGGAAUUCGUAAUGGGUAAAGCCAACGAAAGCUACAACAAGCUGAUCGGCCACCUGCCGGAAUUAUUCGUCGGAAGGGCCGAGAGGCUCAAAGCGUUGAUCAAGAUCUUGUGUUCCGCCGCGAAAAAGUGCAUGAAGGAGAAGAAACUGCACUUGGCGCCGUGGAGGAAGCAGAAGUACAUGCAAGCCAAGUGGUUGGGGACGUACAUGAGAACAACGCCGGCAGUGACGGCACCGUUGCCUGUGGGAUAUUCAGACCGGCCAAAAAUACCCAAGGUUUCGAUGCUAACGUUUGAUCUACGAGAGAACUUGCAUGGCUUGCAUUACGCCGGCGCCGUCAAAGUUAUUUUCUGA
Molecule: messenger RNA, 837 nt
Organism: Hibiscus syriacus
Lineage: Eukaryota; Viridiplantae; Streptophyta; Magnoliopsida; Malvales; Malvaceae
Exons: 2
Coding region: 1-837 (278 amino acids)
Source: RefSeq, a predicted model, not a curated record